This is a messenger RNA of Nematostella vectensis (starlet sea anemone), 4780 nucleotides long. RefSeq lists its product as uncharacterized. Lineage: Eukaryota; Metazoa; Cnidaria; Anthozoa; Actiniaria; Edwardsiidae. The coding region runs from base 165 to 4238 and encodes 1357 amino acids. Gene Ontology annotation, molecular function: zinc ion binding; protein binding. The transcript has 14 exons. The record is from RefSeq and is a predicted model, not a curated record.
AGGCAUUGUGGGAAGUCCAUAUCCAACCACAAACAACAAUUUUCUAGUGCGCAUUCGCUAUUUCCACGAAUUUCUUGUAUCAAAGCGAUUCCUAUUAUUCUUCGAACUUGAUCUACUACAUAGACUAUGAAGAACUGAUCUCUCGAAGUUUUUAGUUGAUCAUCAUGGAACAAACGGUCAAAGUGAAGGCCACAUACAACAACAUCAGCCGUCGAUUUGAAAUUCCUUCCUGCGUGGAAUGGAGUUCUUUUCACGCUUUGCUGCAAGAUUAUUUUGGGUUUGAAGAAAGCUGUUCUACGAAGUACGUCGAUGAUGAAAGCGAAUUGGUCCUUCUGAACAGCCAAGCUGAGCUUGAUGAGGCAAUAAGGCUCAUCCAAAGGAACAGCAAGCUGUUGCGGAUAUUUGUUGAAGAUCAUGGCUCAGGGAAUGGUGGCAAACAAGAGAAACAAGAGAAGAAAUCCAAGUCCUGCUAUGGUGCUUUGGCAACUGAAAUGGCAUCUCAGUUACAAGCCACACACCCUCAAGUCAGUCCAGAGGGUCACUUGCAUGAAGCAGAUCCCCCAGUAACACCAACAAAGACAACUGAGACCUGGAAAACUGCAACUCGUAAGAAGACGUCUUGCUAUAGCACUCUGGCAACUGAAAUGGCAUCCCAUUUACAAGCCACAAGCUCUCCAGUCGUAAUCUCAAAUGGACACAAUGCUUCUGCGAAUAUCCCCAAAACAACAAAGAUCACACAACCAACAGCCCAAAAGAAGACAUCCCAACCUUGCUUCAGCACACUGGCAACUCAAAUGGCAUCAGAGUUACAAGCAGUCAAUUGUCCAGCCACAGACCCACAAGGGCCCAGUAAUACUGCAACUAUUCCCAAUACAAAUAACAACAAAGAACCAACAGAGCACAAGAAGACAAAGUCCAAAAGCUGUUACGUGAACCUUGCAGAGAUGAUGGCAACAGAGCUAGCUCAGAUCAGCAAACCAGUGGCUUCACCUGGAGCAGCAGCUAACACAGUGUUGAAAGACCAGUCUGUUGCAACAGACAGUAAACAGAAGAACAGGAAAUGUGCAAAACAGAAGAAACCGUAUACCAUUCUAGCAGAAGAAACGGCCAAGGAGUUUGCAGAAAUGAAUGCUAAUUUGAAAAAAGACGAGGUUCCAGAGCAAAGUGAGAACACAGAAGAAGUAUCUGAAGAGCAAACAGCUUCAAAGAACUCACACAACUCUCCACUUAGCCCAAUAUCGACUCCAUUGGUCACGCCUGACGCAGGCUUCCCCAUCACUGGGUCAACAACAGCAAAAGCUCCUGACCUUACAGCUCUUAAUGUGCAGUUACAACGAUUGAAGCUGGAGAGGGCAACUAAUGAGGAGAAAGAAGAUGUUGAGGAAAAGAAAGAGAAAGAGGAAGAGACCAGUCUCAAUGCCAACCUGGGGAUAUUCAAUGCAAGCGAAAAUGGGCGAAAAGUUGUUACGAAGAAGAGACCAAAUGAUGAAAGGGUGUAUAAUUAUCAGAGGCUGAAGAGAGGCAAGAAACACCCCAAGCAGAAGGGUUGUUAUGCCAGGCUUGCCACAGACGAGGCGCCUCUCUUUGUGACACUGAACAAUCGACUGGUACAACAGCAAAAAGAACCCUGCAUUACACCACCACAAGCAACAGACUCCUCAAGCCCGACAGACUCAUCAAGCCCAACAGACACAUCAAGUCCCACCAUAAGUGAGCCUUUUACCUUUGUUGACCACUCUCAGCUCAGCUCGUACGAAUCCUUUGGUGCAAAUGGUGAUCUGCAGAGUAGUGAUGUGCAGAGCUAUGAUGUGCAGCGUUUGGCUAGUGACCCUGUCAGCUCUGGAGGUGAAUUGAUCUCCUUUGAUGAGCAAAGUGUCUCUGACGGGAAUUUAUCCGUCAGACAGGCCGUCCACGAGUACCUUCAACAGAAGUUGCCUUCAGCCAUACAGAAGACCUUGCACGGUAUGCAGAGCGGCUUAUCAGAUGGCGAAAAAGUUGUUCAUAAAGGGAUAACCUGUGAUCACUGUGAUAACACUAUCAGAGGAAUAAGAUACAAGUGCAGUAACUGCGCCGAUUAUGACCUGUGUGAAACAUGUGAAGCCAUUCCUGGAGUACAUAAUGAAUUGCACGCAUUCCUGAAGCUCCGGUUCCAUGCCCCAGGAAUUGGACUCAAGCAAGGGGAGAUGGUACCGCUCCUACGGCAGUCCCCAUACAGAGACACGAUCAAGGAAGUCAAGAAACGAGUCAAGCAAGAAAAGAAAGAACAAAAAAAGGCUGCAAAGCAGCAGGCAAACACGAUGCGGAAUUUGGAAAGGACAAAGGAGCCCCGUGAUAAGGAAGACAGGGAAGAGGUAGAUGGUGUGAGACAGAUUCCAUGGAUUCAUCAUCAAAAGGAUGGCAAGGAGUGGAAACAACAGUGGAAGGACCUGAAAAAGGUUCAUAAACUGGAAAAACAACAACUUAAGAUGAUGAGACGACGCCGAGCAGAGCUGAGACUGAAUGAGGAGAAAUCGAGAUGUGAUGUCCCACAUGGAGGGCUGAGUAUCGAGUUUGUGACUGACGCUAAUUACCCUGAUGGUUGUGUUGUUUCCCCAGGAGAACAGUUCCUCAAGAGAUGGAUUGUGAGGAAUGACGGCAUGGUACCUUGGAGCUCAAAGAUGACGCUUCAGUGUCUUCAGGGGAGCAUCCCUAUUUCUGCUGCACCAGCAGUGUCUGCCCCUGAGAUUCAUCCAGGCGAAGAAGGAGAGAUCGCAGUCUCCUUCAUUGCACCAGAUGCCUUUGGUUCUUACGAUAGUAAAUGGCAGUUUGUCUUGGAUGGACGAAAUGUUGGGCCACUGUUUUGGUGUGAGAUCCAAGUUCCAUCUUCCCAAGCAAAACUUGUAGACCUUGAUGUUGCUUCUGAGUGUGCAGUCCUUGCAGACAUUCCUGAUGGACCACCUCCUACCCAUGAUGCACACUCCUUGAGUAAUGCCGCCCUGAGUGACUGGGUGAGUCGGGAGGAACUCCUCAGUAUGGUGAAGACCUCUUCCGAUGACAAUGAUGACAAGUCUGAAUACCAUAGCUCUGAGGAGCUGCCCCCACCCGACACUGGCAUCCCAGGUAACGACUCUUGUGUGAUGGUAGAAUCAUUCACUGCGUCAGAGACUGCACAGCAACCCUCUGAUGUUCAGGAUCUGGAGUGGGACGAACUUGGCUGGUCCCUAGAUGAUGGGGUGUACACUGAUUCGUCAGACGACUUAGUGGUUGUACCCGUACCGGCAUGCUUCCACACCAACACGCCCUUGACUGCUGCUCCAGUCAUUGAGAGAGUCAGUAAGCGGAAAUGCAGUGGUAGAAGGAAUAGUUUGCCUUUCUCGCUGGAAAGUAGCGAGCAGAUGAUUACUGAUGGCCCUUCAAGUCUACCAAGCACGACAUUUUCCAUGGAAAUGACCAGUAUUCGGCAAUCCCUAGCAAACUGUGAACAGGGUGUGUCUGAUUCGUCUUCAUCGAUGAAAGGAAAUCUAACAAUCACAACAACAGAUUCAAACAACGAACAAGACUCGCAAAGUAAUCCUGUCACGAUGCCACGAUAUAUCCCCUCUGCUAGUCCGCAUGAGACUGUGAAUCCUUUGCCUCUUCCAAAAAGUGACACUCCACCCAUGCCCAUCGCCUCUGGACAAGUCAAUAUGAGUGAUGACGCACCAGCAGGUUUUGCUAUGGAGCGAGACCAGGCAACACCCCCUAUCUCUACUCAACCUACUGUUGGCAGCGACGAGGUGAUCCCCGCCCCUCCAACUAGAAGCCCAGUCAACACCGUUCCCUCGCACGUCACCAUCCCCAGGGGCAACGCCGACAGCAAGGAGACCAUGCUGCGGAGAGAGGCGGACAUCUCCGGACAUUUCGCCGAUGCGCUGGCCUCGGCAAUUGAUGCUGUCACUACCGUGGGACGCGCUGCAAUGGAAACAGUAGGGGAUCUGAUCACUGGUCGAGAGGAUGGCUCGGCAGCUUACCAUCAGAGCGGGGAUGUUGAGGUGAAUGUCGGCCAGCACAAUACCCUGGAUGCCCCUGUUCCACCCACCGUGGUAUGGCCACCAUCCGGUGCUGUGGGACUCACAAACAUGGACCGACUCAUAGAGAUGGGGUUUGCCGACCGCCGGCUAAAUCAGAAAAUCCUGAACAAGCACAAAAAUCGCCUUGAUGCCGCCAUCAAUGAGCUGCUCUCUCUCAGCGAGAAUGACUGGGCUCUAGAGAGGCAUUGAGCACACCGGGCUUGUAACACGCAUAUACCAUGGCGUAACACCCAUAUACUAUGGCGUACCUUAAUAAACCGCACGCACACAGCUUUUAAUUAAAGUUGCCUCAUAAAUCAAAAAAAACUUUAAGGCCGUCUGGGAAGGUGUUUUCUUGUUUAUUUAGUUUAUAGUGAAUGAUGUUUCUAGCCUCGCAUUCAACAUUUUUAGGGCUAUUAGUCCCCAAAGAAAAAAAACAACAACAACAAAUGGAGGGAGAGAAGACUAAAAUAAUAGAAAUCCGAGCACUGAACUUUCCUUUUUUUCUACCAAUUGAAGGUUAUAAAAACGCCUACCGUUUGAUAGGCGUUGAGGUGUUAAGCAUUAUACAAGGAUUAAGAGUGCAGUUUGUAGGGUGGUUGGGACAAUCUGUCCACUUUGCAAGAGAUUAACAGGUAUAUAAAAAUAGUAUAGGGGUAAGCCUCAAAUAAUGGGAUUCUUGUAUUAGAAAAAUAAAUUGAUAAAGAUAUAAACGCCUACAAUUAAUGAUAGUAAUAAAGACUGUAACGCUA